Molecule: messenger RNA, 729 nt
Organism: Penicilliopsis zonata CBS 506.65
Lineage: Eukaryota; Fungi; Ascomycota; Eurotiomycetes; Eurotiales; Aspergillaceae
Exons: 2
Coding region: 1-729 (242 amino acids)
Source: RefSeq, a predicted model, not a curated record
AUGUCCAAUUUCACCCUCGUCAAUGGGCAGUUAUACACGCCCGGGUUAGCCAUUGUCGAUUCGCCGCAGCCCAACACCCCGCUGGGAGGAGAUAACCUCCAGGUCGCCAUCGACGUCUCCGGUGAUGGCCAGCUUCCGUGGCCCCCGUCGAACGACUCGUCCACCACUUUCCACAGCAUCACCUUGUUCCUGACCUCGUAUGAGAAAUCCCUCAACUUCACCAUCUCCAACGGCACCGAGCCAGCACAUAACUCGACCGCAUACGUCGGUCCAGUUCUUACACUCGAACCCUCCUCGACCGUCAAACACGUCAACUGGAUCUGGCCGGCGUGUCUGGUAGGAAAUGGAGACUCUUCCUCCUCCUCCUCUGAUCGAGGCACAUAUAAUAUCACCAUGCACCAGUCCUUCCGAUGGAACGGGACAGACUACUAUACCGUCUUCGACUGGCCGAUCGAGGUGACGAACAGCAUCUCCGCCUCGGCAGACCGGGUCGACUGCGCGCUGCUGGAGAACAAGGUGCUCAGCGCCGAGACGGAGGCUGACAGUCCGGAUACCCUGCCUGCGCAGCCGUGGGUGCAGGCUGGUGUCAGCUCAUCGGCGUCAACGUCAACUGCAACUGGCUCCAGUGCGACUGCGUCAACUAGUAUUGGGUCUCGACGGUUCAGGGUUUCGUGGAGGAUGGUGUUGGUGGCGGUGGGGGUGAUGAAUUAUCUAUCUUGUGUCUAUUAA